UCUACAUCGAGUUAAUACAUUCUGUAACUAGUGUGAUAAAUAGUGUUACUGGUGGAUAUGGUGACGGUUCCUGUAACAAAGUCUAAAGGUGUUUCCAUACAGUCUUCAACUAACGAAGACAUUUCUGAUACUAUUCUCAAACCCUUUCAACCCAUUGAGAGAUUGGAGGAAUUGGGGAUAAAUGUAACGGACAUAAAUAAGUUAAAAGCUGCUGGGAUAUGUACAGUAUUGGGAGUAAUUCAAACUACAAAGAAAGAUUUAUGUAACAUCAAAGGCUUAACCGAAUUGAAAGUUGAUAAAAUUUCAGAUUGCGCUUCGAAAUUAGAAGUUACGAACUCUUUCAUUUCAGCUUCUGAACUCUAUAAAAUAAGAAAAUCUAUUCUCAAAAUUAAUACAGGGAGUGAGAUGUUGAAUAGAUUAUUGAAUGGUGGGAUAGAGACGAUGUCGAUAACUGAAUUAUUUGGUGAAAAUCGUACUGGUAAAACACAAAUCUGCCAUACCAUUUCCGUUACUUCACAAAUCAUCAAUCCUACCGAACCAUUCAAAGUAUGUUAUAUUGAUACUGAGAAUACAUUUCGUCCUGAGAAGAUAGAGAAGAUUUGUGAGAGGUUUGAUUUGGACCCAAUGAUUACUCUUGAUAACAUUUUAUACUCUAAGGCUUAUACUAAUGAGCAUUUACUGCAAUUAAUCAGCAACAUUACUUCCAAAAUGGUAGAGGAACGAUUUGUAUUGCUGAUAAUUGACUCUAUAAUGUCACUAUUUCGUGUUGAUUAUUCUGGCAGGGGUGAACUUGCUGAACGACAGCAACGACUUAAUAAAUUACUAUCAAAUUUAUUAAAAAUUGCUCAACAAUUUAACGUUGCUAUUGUUUUAACUAAUCAUGUAAUUUCUGAACCUUCUGGUGCUUUGUCUUUCAUAUCCAAUCCUAUCAAACCAGCUGGUGGGAAUGUCAUUGGUCAUGCCUCCACAUGUAGACUAUCGUUAAGAAAAGGUAAAGGUAAUCAAAGAAUUUGUAAAGUUUAUGAUUCACCAAAUCUACCAGAAUCCGAAUGCAUUUUCGAAUUAUCAGAUUCAGGAAUUAUCGAUGUUACUGAAUAAUGUAUUUAUUGUGAAUUAUACUUUAAUACUAAUUCAUCUAAAACAUUAUUAAUUUUAUUAAAUAUUGUUAAA
Theileria parva strain Muguga is the source of this 1170-nucleotide messenger RNA. RefSeq names its product meiotic recombinase Dmc1. The transcript has 8 exons. The record is from RefSeq and is a predicted model, not a curated record. Gene Ontology annotation, cellular component: condensed nuclear chromosome; nucleus. The coding region runs from base 58 to 1098 and encodes 346 amino acids. Gene Ontology annotation, molecular function: DNA strand exchange activity; ATP binding; single-stranded DNA binding. NCBI's taxonomy places the organism in Eukaryota, Apicomplexa, Aconoidasida, Piroplasmida, Theileriidae. Gene Ontology annotation, biological process: reciprocal meiotic recombination; DNA strand invasion; DNA repair.